Messenger RNA from Betta splendens (Siamese fighting fish), 1373 nucleotides. RefSeq lists its product as uncharacterized. The record is from RefSeq and is a predicted model, not a curated record. NCBI's taxonomy places the organism in Eukaryota, Metazoa, Chordata, Actinopteri, Anabantiformes, Osphronemidae. The coding region runs from base 175 to 843 and encodes 222 amino acids. The transcript is spliced from 5 exons.
CCGAGCGUUGGGUACAGGAAAGUGAUCCACCCACGGAAACUACAAAAACAAGCGUGAGCGACAGCUGCACCCGGAGCCACGCAGACGUCGAGCGUGUGAUGGUGUCGCUCGCUGGGGACGGCUCUUCAGGUGUUUGGCUUUUCUUUGCAGCGUGAGAUCAGGAGGAACUCUGAGAUGACGGCGUCCAGCUUCAACCUGAUCCUCACCCUCUGCCUGAGCCUCAACUUCCCCCGAAGCCACGGUGGUACGGAGGUGGUUAUGAGACGCAGCCGCACCGUGAGCCCAGACGGCGCCGCCUCCAUCUCCUGCGAAUGCACCGCAGAGAUCAAGAAGGUUGAAGACGUGCGACUCAACGUCGUGUCCCCCGCAGACAAAAAAAGGACGGUGCUGUGUCAGAAAGGAAGCAACAGCUGCCACCUCAGGAACAUCUACAUGAUGCUUCAGAACCCUGAGAACCCCAAGAAGUGGCUGUUCUUCAUGAACCAGGUUGAAGCCAAGGACAUGAACCUGACGUACGAGUGCGAGUUCACCGUGAGCAGCGCAGAUGGCCUUCACCACACCUGGAGAGGGGAACCAGCCACACUACUGCAAGGUCAAGAGGAAGCGGAGAAGGGCUGCACGCCUGCUCCUCCUCCUUCGCCUUCACCUGCACCGCAGCCCGAUCCAAUGGGCUGGGUUCUGAUCGCCCUGCUGGCUCUGCUGCUGCUCUGCAUCUGCGUCAUCGUCCACCUCUGCGUUCGACUCAGGAAACGCAAGGAAGAAUAUGACAGCGGCACCUAUGUGAUAAUGAGGAAAGCUCCUCUGCUGAGGAACGCGCCCGCUGCUGUUUACUGUGGCAACUGAGCCGUCUGUGGUGACCUUUGACCUCAGGCUGAGCUCUUCAGACCCUGCUGACGCUCCGGCCGAGUGAUGUACAGCGGAGGGAGUCAGGCGCUGUGUUAAUGAGCCUCAUGGCCUAUUUCUCUGUAUGUGAACAGACAAACUAAACGUCAGCACACAUUUGGAACCUAAUGGUUUGCAGCUCAACCACAAACAUUUUCAGGGUCACUGGAAUGUGGGUUCUCAUGAGCUGUCAUCAUCCAAAUGAAGUGUGUCUUAUAGUAUUUCCACAUUUUUACAUUACAUUUUUUGGCAUGAAUGUAAACAAAGCAGCUUUUGUUUUUUCAGGGUAUUCUGUUUUGUUGUACUUGUGUAAAUGCUGUGCAUAUAGUUCAGGCCGGUCUCAGUGUGACGCCUGCAAUGAGCUACCUCUGAUUAAACUGCAACCACAGUCAGGGUUAAAAUAAACUGUGAUAACAAAGAUGGUCCUUCACCAUCUGUGGUUCUGCUGCUGGGGCAGAUCUCAUGUAGCAGCUGAUCCAUUAAUAACUUGA